AGUAUUCGUCGCGCGUUUAACUCAAACGGAUGCACAUAACGGUUCAAUCAUCUGUACAUCAAAUUAUUUCUGCGCUUCUGGUUUUUUUUUGCUUGGAUUCAGUUUGUAUUGUAUACAAAACUAAGACCAACAAAAAAUCAUCAUAUUAAGUAUUAUCGAAUGAGAAUAAAAUCGAAAAAAAAAUCGGAAUCUCAUGCCGUGAAUUUGGAAAAUAAUAUUUGAACGAAUAAAACGGAAAAUUAAAUUAUACCAAGUCCAGUUAAGUGAUUGUUGGCUCUGUGUUUGGCUGCAUAAAUCCAUCUGUAAUAGUUGCAACAGUUGGAAAAUAAAGUCAAAGUGUUUGAAAAAUUGAAGGCGUUCUUGUUUCAUUUUCUGCUGAUCAUUGCGGGAAAACGGUUUGAAUUGUCAACGUGUCCAUUUGCUGUUUUUUGUUUUUCAAAUCAUCCGUUUAGAAUGGCAAAGAAAUUUUUUCAAAGGACUGUCGGUUGUUAUUAUGUUUGCGCACAGAAAGUAAAUUAAAAACGCUGGGAGAACUUUUGAGCAGAAAAAAAAACCGAGUAUAUUUCGAACAACAAGGACAACACACAGAAUAUCAUUCGGUGGAACACAUAAAUACAUUGAGUCAGCAAAAUUUUAUUUUGUCAGUCUCUAGUUCACCUUCAGUGUCGAAAUCCCAGGGAUUCGAAUCAACUUUUUAAUUUGAAAGGACGAUUUGAAAGAAUCGUAACGUUAACUAGCCGAUUAUUGGUCGUUCAAUGCCAGCGCGAAGGGGGCUUUUAGCGCCCCAAAACACUUUUUUGGAUACAAUCGCAACACGAUUUGAUGGAACACAUUCAAAUUUUGUUCUUGGAAAUGCGCAAGUGUCCGGCUAUCCAAUCGUCUACUGCUCCGAUGGAUUCGUUGAGCUUUCGGGCUUUAGCCGAGCCCAAAUUAUGCAAAAAGGAUGUGCGUGCCGCUUCCUGUACGGGCCCGAAACUAAGGAUGAUCACAAAUCACAAAUUGAAAAGAGUUUAGAUGGAAAAAUUGAACUGAAAUUAGAAGUGAUAUUUUAUAAAAAGAACGGUACUCCAUUUUGGUGUCUAUUGGAUAUUGUGCCGAUCAAAAAUGAAAAACGCGAAGUGGUGCUCUUCUUGGCCUCACACAAAGACAUCACCCACACAAAAAUGUCAGAAAUGUCAAUAUCGGACGAAUGUGAUAGUGUGUUUGCACUCUCAGCCGCAUUGCUCGGUGCGCGGUUUAGGUCGAAUGAUUCAGGAUUGUUGGGUGCAUCCGGUGGUGAGGAUGGAUGCAAUCCGAAUUUUGAAGUACCUGCUGGUGUUAAUAUGGGACGAAGGCGAUCGAGAGCUGUUCUCUAUCAACUGUCCGGCCACUACAAACCGGAAAAGAUAAAAACCAAAUUGAAAUUGAAUAAUAAUCUGUUGCAUUCAACGGAUGCCCCGUUGCCCGAAUAUAAAACACAAGCGUUGAAAAAAUCACGCUUCAUUUUAUCACAUUAUGGAGUAUUCAAAGGUUGUUGGGAUUGGCUUAUUCUGGUAGCUACGUUUUAUGUGGCUGUUGCUGUACCAUACAACGCUGCUUUUGUGACGACGAAUCGUCUAACUAUGCCAUCAGAUGUUAUGGUAGAAGCCUUAUUUAUCGUAGAUAUUUUAUUAAAUUUCCGGACAACGUUCGUGUCGUGCAAAGGCGAAGUUGUAUCGGAUUCAAAAGCUAUUGCUCUGAACUAUUUGCGCGGAUGGUUUGUAGUCGAUUUGUUGGCGGCGCUUCCAUUUGAUCAUCUGUAUGCUAGUGACUUGUAUAGCGGUGAGCAAGAAUCGCAUAUACACUUGUUGAAAAUGACGCGUUUGCUACGGUUGGCGCGACUGUUACAAAAAAUGGAUCGAUAUUCCCAAUACGCUGCCAUGAUUCUGACACUGUUGAUGCUUUGCUUUUCACUUGUUGCACAUUGGCUCGCCUGUAUUUGGUAUGUAAUCGCAGAAAAAAGCCAAAUCGACAACGACAUCGACUGGGAUAUUGGCUGGAUGCAUACGCUUGCAGAACGAUUGAAAAUACCCGUUAGCAAUAUAACGCACAGCGAAGCAUAUGUCACAGCAUUGUACUACACAUUUACUAGUUUAACGUCGGUGGGUUUUGGUAAUGUUUCGGCCAAUACCAAAACCGAAAAAGUUUUCACCAUCGUGAUGAUGCUGAUCGGAGCUCUAAUGCAUGCCGUGGUAUUCGGUAAUGUGACGGCCAUUAUACAACGCAUGUAUGCGCGACGGUCUCAAUACCAUAGCAAAUGGCGUGACUUGAAGGAUUUCGUUGUGCUGCAUCAAAUGCCCAACGAGCUCAAGCAACGCAUGCAAGACUACUUUCAAACAAUGUGGUCACUGAAUCACGGCAUCGAUGUUUAUGAGAUCCUGAAAGAAUUUCCGGAGGAGCUGCGUGGCGAUAUUUCAAUGCACUUACAUCGUGAAAUUUUACAACUUCCAAUAUUUGAGUCUGCAUCACAAGGCUGCUUGAAACUACUUUCGCUUCACAUAAAGGCGAACUUUUGUGCACCUGGAGAGUACUUGAUUCAUCGAGGGGAUGCCUUAAACUACAUCUACUAUAUUUUCAACGGAUCAAUGGAAGUGAUGCAAAACAAUAUGGUCGUCGCCAUUUUGGGUAAAGGCGAUUUGGUGGGUUGUGAUAUAUCACAGCAUUUGGUGACCUGUUCGAAUGGACAAGGUGGUGAGGGACGGCAUGGAGCAGGUGGUUCACAGGAUCAUGUAAUUGUGAAGAGCAGCAGUGAUGUUAAGGCACUUACAUAUUGCGAUCUAAAAUGUAUACACUUAGGCGGUUUGGUCGAAGUUCUGAGGCUGUACCCCGAGUAUCAACAAGAAUUUGCCAACGAUAUCAAACAUGAUUUAACAUUCAAUAUGCGUGAGGGCUAUGAAAACGAAGCGGAAUCCGAUAUCGGACCAUCGAUGGUGUUGCCGUCAAUCAGCGAAGAUGAUGAAAAUCAAUCAGAUGCUGAAUCAAAGCAUACACCUUCACCCAGCAAAAGUUUAAUUAGGUCACCAUUGCACGGCUCACCAAGUCCAAGGCAUGGAAAAAUUUUGCAAAGGGGUAAAUCUUUGGCAACACUACGUGAACGUGUCGAACGUCAACGUUCUGUGACGUCAUCAGCCAAUCAUGGCACCGAAUCAAAUUCAUUGGAAGGUCUGAAUCUCGAACGUGGCGAUACCGGCUAUAAAGCGCGAGCUGUUGAACAACUUGAUAAUCAAGUUAGUUCGUUGCACCAGGACGUGGCUGCACUCAGCGUUGAGGUUCGUAAUGCUAUCCAUGCAUUACAAGAAAUUACAACGUAUUCGACGCUUGCAUCUCAGGUGGAUUUGGGCGUUGGUCGAUUCCCAACGGGCCGUUCAAUACCGAAUUUACCGAAUGAGACACGUGUCACUGCCAAGAGUACGGAUUCAUAUGCAUUGGCACGCAGCACAUCACAGCCGGCUGAAACAUGGAGCCGAGAUUUGAUUAUCGACUCAUCACUGGCUGAAAGCCAUUACAAUGAUAAUUCAGAUACAGUGAAAUCGAUAAAGAUCGGUGUAUCAAUUGCAACACAAACGGAUACGAAAACGGAUUUGCCCGCUAUUGAAAAGUUUAUCAUACAAAAUCCACGUUUGGUGCUGAAUAUUUUGGGUAUCAUUGAGCCAACAUAUCACAUUGAAUGUGAAUUACAACCGCAAACAUUAAUUUCGAUACCCGAAGCCGAUGGAAGUUCACCAGAAGCAAUCAGUCCGCCGGAUAAUCAAAAGCGUUUUGCAUUCGGUAUGAGUAAUCCAAUAUCACAGUCGUCAACUGCUUGGAGUUCACCACACAAUAGCAAUAAUAAAAAUAUUGACCAUUGCCGAUCGACCGAUGCACUUUUGCCCACUUCAUCCGACGAUUGUCUACUGCAUUCCAAUGAGAAUCUAACAGCAGCAGCAGCAACAACAAUAACAACGACGACGACCGUACAUGCAACGGCAAUUAGUGAAAAUGAAAGUGCUAGUUAUAGCAUUGUCAGGGAAGGUAGUAUAAAAUCAAAACAGCAUCGAAACCCUGCACCGCCCGACUGUUCGCGGUCAAACAGUGCAACAAGUAUAUCGUCAAACAGUAGCUUGAACACACCACCGAAAUGUAUGAGCGAACGAAUACAGCCGAUGCCAUCCAUCAGUGGUCACAAGCGCAGAAGUUCACGCAAAGAAAAGCAUAACGGUAGCAGCAGCUGCAGCAGUAGCAGUAGCAGUAGUGGUGGCACCAGCAGCAGCAAUAGUCGAAACUCAUUGGGUGCAUACGGUGAAAAAAUGUUGCCUUCGGUAAAUUUUAUGAAAAACGAUGACGAUACGGCCAAUUAUGAUGAGCUCAAUGAGAAAUGUGCGUUGCUGUGCAAUGAUGUGCGCAAAAAUAGCAUCAACCGUGCAUCAAUUACCGAUUUGCAAAAGCGAAACCAUUUAAUGCCACGGCCACCGUUCAACCAUCGAUUCUCGGCCGGUGAUGCCGACAAACUGGAACGUGGCAUUAAAAAUAUACCAUCAACUAGAUCAUUAAAAGAUAGCUGAAUUGAUAAUUAAUAAAAGCCGUUCGCUUCUUCUUCUUCUUUUUUUUCUCUAUUCUCUAUCUCAAUCACUCUCGCUGCAUGGUGAACUAAUAUAAGUGUAGAAAGCCGGAAAGACUAGACGUAAGUAAAUUAUGACACAUAUUUGAUCGAAAACUUCAUUAAAAUUCUCAAUGGAUUGAGAUGGAAAAACAAGAAGAGAACAACAAAGAAAACAAAUUGGUGAUAGGAAUUAAGUUUGUAUAGCGUUGAAUGGGACAGAGUUCAAAAUAACGAUUAUGUGAUGCAAAACCAUUGACUAUUUAACAAAUAGACAAAGAUUAAAUUUAUUGGUAGAACAUUUUUCUUUUUUUUUGGUUUGAUUUUUGGUAAUCAUUAAUAUGGUAGAAUUCAUGUUUAAACGGAAAAUAACAAUAACUUUAUUGACAAUUGUGAACAGCUGUACAGAAGCAAUGUAUAAAAUUUUAUUGAAUGUUAAAAAAAAACCCAUUGGAGCUUUAAGACUUGAUGGAAAAAAAAGACAUUUUUACAGGUUAUAUCCACAAUGAAACCUGAACGUUCUCGAAAUUUUGAUAAUUUGGCAGAACGAAAGUUUCGAAUCUCUUGAAUAAAA
Sitodiplosis mosellana (orange wheat blossom midge) is the source of this 5168-nucleotide messenger RNA. RefSeq names its product potassium voltage-gated channel subfamily H member 8 (gene Elk). Lineage: Eukaryota; Metazoa; Arthropoda; Insecta; Diptera; Cecidomyiidae. Gene Ontology annotation, biological process: regulation of membrane potential; potassium ion transmembrane transport. Gene Ontology annotation, cellular component: membrane. The transcript has 19 exons. The record is from RefSeq and is a predicted model, not a curated record. Gene Ontology annotation, molecular function: voltage-gated potassium channel activity. The coding region runs from base 756 to 4559 and encodes 1267 amino acids.